AUGACAUCCAGUUUUCUCGCACAUCCCAAAGUCCUUUUGAUGGGACUGCGCAAGUCUGGAAAGACCAGCAUACAAAAGGUUGUAUUUGAGGGUAUGCAGCCGCACCACUGUGUGGACCUUACAACCACCGUACAACCGGAGAAGAGUACCGUUUGCUCCUAUGACUUUGUGAACUUUGAGGUGUGGGACUUUCCGGGGCAAACUGACCCAUUCGACUUAAACAACACGGUUCACUACGACGUGGGUGUCCUCUUGGAGAACUGCGGUGCUAUCGUUUUUGUGAUGGAUUGUGGUGAGUUGAUCGACGAUUCCCAUGCUCGUCUCGUGGAAACCGUAUGUGCUGCUUAUGACCGUGAUCCAGAGCUCUCAGUGGAGGUGUUUAUACAUAAAGUGGAUAAAUUAAGCGAAGAUCAUCAGGCUGAUCUGCUCACGAGUCUUCAGCGACGUGUAGAGGCUGAGGCAAGACAGCGCCUAAACGCCACCGCGCAGUUGCGCUUGAACUUCAACCUAACGUCAAUCUAUGACCACUCUGUUUUCCAAGCCUUCUCGUCGGUGGUGCAGAAGCUCAUGAAACUGCAGAUCCCUUAUAUCACAGAGCUUCUGCAGAUUCUAAAUAGUAAUAGCAACUUGGAUCUCUCUUAUUUGUUCUUGAGUAGGUCCAAAAUUUUCUUGUCUGUGGACGAGCGAAAUCGUGUCAAGACUCGCACAUAUGAAAUUUGUAGUGAUGCUAUCGAGGUAAUGAUGGGAAUGAAUCGUAUUUAUAGCAAGGGGAAGGAACAGGGGGAAGGUGAUGAAGAAGAGGUAAGCAGUGGUGCCCGGGGGACGGAAGCUGAGGUUUAUGCCGGAGCAAACAUUGUAAUCAAACUUAGUAGCGAUGACUGCAUUUACGUUAAGGAGUUGCCAAACUCUCUUACACUCGUGUCAAUGGUAAAAAAUGAGUCCUUUCGUAACCGAAUUCUCAUUGAUCAUAACAUCUCAGCAUUCUAUAACGCUGCUUAUAGUAUUUUCCGACGCAACUAG
Trypanosoma brucei brucei TREU927 is the source of this 1020-nucleotide messenger RNA. RefSeq names its product small GTPase, putative. The record is from RefSeq and is a predicted model, not a curated record. Gene Ontology annotation, biological process: cellular response to amino acid stimulus; regulation of autophagy; positive regulation of TOR signaling. The transcript has a single exon. The coding region runs from base 1 to 1020 and encodes 339 amino acids. Gene Ontology annotation, molecular function: GTPase activity; GTP binding. Gene Ontology annotation, cellular component: nucleus; lysosome; Gtr1-Gtr2 GTPase complex. NCBI's taxonomy places the organism in Eukaryota, Euglenozoa, Kinetoplastea, Trypanosomatida, Trypanosomatidae.